Molecule: messenger RNA, 2974 nt
Organism: Cannabis sativa
Lineage: Eukaryota; Viridiplantae; Streptophyta; Magnoliopsida; Rosales; Cannabaceae
Product: G-type lectin S-receptor-like serine/threonine-protein kinase At4g27290
Exons: 7
Coding region: 266-2707 (813 amino acids)
Biological process (GO): protein phosphorylation; recognition of pollen
Molecular function (GO): protein serine/threonine kinase activity; ATP binding
Source: RefSeq, a predicted model, not a curated record
GGAAAUAUGAACUUGUUGCUUCUUCUAUUCAUUAAUUAUUAUGAUGUUCAAAUAACCAAAUAAUCCAUCUUUGAUGACAAUCAUAUUCAUAGUGAUCUCAAUCUGAACUUAACUUGUUAGUCGUAGUCAACACCGUGUCCUACAAGCAACUUCUCAGUCGUCACGGCUCAAUAAUUUCACAAUCAAACUUUACAACUACAAGGGUCUCUAUUGCCUGUACGUUUUAAAAAAUCAAGUACAAACCAAGUGCCAGCAAUAAAAAAAAAUGUGGGCUUUCACUAUUAUAUUAGUUUUAAGUCACUUUACCGCAGCUUCUUUUGCAGUAAUUGAUACUAUCAAUGGGUUUCACGCUAUCAACGACGGUGCCAAUUUGGUUUCUGAAGGAGCAAGCUUUGAGCUGGGUUUCUUCAGUCCAGGCAACUCCAAGAAUCGUUACUUGGGAAUUUGGUACAAGAACGUACCAGUUAGGACUGUUGUUUGGGUUGCAAAUCGUUGCAGCCCAAUUAAUGAUUCUUCUGGCUUGUUGAAGAUAAACAACAGUAAUGGAAAUGUUAUGCUUUUGGGUCAGAACAAGAGUGUGGUUUGGUCCACGAGCUUGUUGAAACAACCUUUAAAGACUAAGCUUCAACUCCUAGAAAGUGGAGAUCUUGUACUGAGAGAUGAAAACUCUAAUACCAUUUUAUGGAGAAGCUUUGAUUACCCUUCUGAUACAUUGUUACCUGACAUGAAAAUGGGAUGGGACUUGAGGACUGGUGUUAAAAGACGUCUCUCGGCUUGGAGAAGCAGUGAUGACCCUUGUCCUGGAGAUUUCACUUAUGGGAUUGAGUUUAAUCCAAAGCUUCACAGUUUUCCCGAAGCUUAUAUUCGAAAGGGUACUGCUAAAUUCUACCGUACUGGACCUUGGAAUGGCCUUCGUCUAAGUGGGUCACCAGAGUUAAGGCCUAACCCACUUUAUGAUUUUAACUUUGUUCUCAAUGAUGAUGAAGUUUAUUACGUGUAUGGCCUCAAGAAUAAGUCAGUGAUAUCAAGAAUUGUUAUGAAUCAAACCACAAGUAUUAGGGAGCGUCUUACAUGGAUUGAAGCAGAACAAACUUGGCGGCGCUAUUCAUCGGUACCAAGAGAUGACUGUGAUUUCUAUGGUGUUUGUGGGGGCAAUGGUAAUUGUAUUAUAGGAGAUAACCCAAUCUGUCAGUGUUUAAAAGGGUUCAAGCCCAAGUUUCAGGAGAAGUGGAAUAACAUGGAUUGGUCUCAUGGUUGUGUGAGAAAUGUGCCAUUGAGCUGCGUUGAUAGAUAUAAAGAUGGGUUUUUGAAAUUUUCAGGGGUGAAACUGCCUGAUACUACAAAUACUUGGUUGAACAAAAAGAUGAAUCUAAAGGAUUGCAGGGCUAUAUGUUUAAAUAACUGUUCUUGUAUGGCUUAUACAAAUUCUGAUAUUAGAGGUGAUGGCAGUGGCUGUGUCAUUUGGUUUGGUGAUUUGAUAGAUAUACGACAAUUUCCCUCUGGUGGACAAGACAUUUAUAUCAGAAUGCCAUAUUCAGAGCUAGGUAAAUCUGAACGAAAGUUGCGAGUAACACUUAUAGUUGUAGCUGCCAUUGGAGGUGUUUCUGGGAUUCUUUUACUGAUUUAUUGCUUUUAUACGAGGAGAAGAAAAGAUAAAAACAAAGCAAUACAUCAGAAUGGAAGGCAAGAGGAAGAUUUGGAGCUUCCAUUGUUCAACCUGUCUACAAUAAUUAUAGCUACAGAUAAUUUUUCAGCUAACAAUAAGCUUGGAGAAGGUGGUUUCGGACCUGUAUAUAGAGGUACAUUAGAAGAUGGACAAGAAAUUGCUGUAAAGAGGCUUUCAAUGAGUUCUGGACAAGGAGUAAAUGAGUUCAAAAAUGAAGUAAAGCUAAUUGCAAAGCUGCAACAUAGGAAUCUUGUAAAGCUUCUUGGUUGUUGCAUUCAUGGAGAAGAAAACUUACUGGUUUAUGAAUACAUGCCCAACAAAAGUCUUGACUCUUUUAUUUUUGAUCAAGCGCAAGGAAAACUGCUUCAAUGGACAAAACGCUAUCAAAUUAUAUGUGGAAUUUCUCGAGGUCUCUUGUAUCUCCACCAAGAUUCUAGACUCAGAAUAAUACAUAGAGACCUUAAGGCUAGCAAUGUCUUACUAGACAAUGAGAUGAAUCCAAAGAUUUCAGACUUUGGUUUGGCUAGAAUUGUUGGAGGAGAUCAAAUAGAAGAGAAAACAAACAGAGUUCUAGGAACAUAUGGUUAUAUGGCACCAGAAUAUGCUUUUGAUGGCUUAUUCUCAAUUAAAUCAGAUGUCUUCAGCUUUGGUAUAUUAGUCUUGGAGAUUGUUAGUGGAAAAAAGAGUAGAGGCUUUCACCACGAAAACAAUGGUCUUACCCUUAUUGGACAUGCCUGGACAUUGAUGAAGGAAGGAAGGCCGCUUGAAUUGCUUGAUGAAUGCUUAGUCUCUUCGUAUGAAAAUCUAGGUGAAGUCUUACGCUGCUUCCAUAUUGGCCUUCUAUGCGUACAGCAAAGUCCUGCUGACAGACCGAACAUGGCAUCGGUUGUUUUGAUGUUGAGUAGUCAAAAUGAACUUCCUCAACCCAAAGCACCAGGCUAUUUCUUGGAGAAAGAUUCAAUAAAAGGAGACACUUCCUCUUCUAAGCCUGAAUUGUCUUCUACAAAUGAAAUGAGCAUAUCACUGCUUGAGGCUCGAUAAGGCUUUUACUAUAUGCUCAAGACAAGCUUGAUGGAUAACAUGAAGGUUUCUUUUGGCUGCUGUUACUAAACGAUGGCUGAAAUCUAUAUGAAACUAUGAGCUACAUGAUUUUUGUGAACCAUGUCAGCCGGAUAUAUGUAUACAUAGAACUAUACAAAAGUGAUUCGUUUGUCUUAGAAAAACUAGAUAUAGAAUGUAUAUAUGCCUGUUAGAUGAAGCAAAUGGUAUAUAAAUAAGGAAUGGAAAAAUUGAACAUCUUACCACACA